CAUUAUGGUACACAGGAGCUGGCUGUUGUGGCUAACAAUUUUGCUGACAUUGUGGAUGUUGUCAGAGGCUCAAGAUGGUGACAGAGAGGAUGAGACUACUUUUGACUUACUGCAAAUCAGCAAUAUAAACAGGAAGACAAUUGGAGCAAAAGUGUUUCGGGGGAACAUUUCCAGUGGCCCAGCAUACCGUUUCAUCCGGUUUGACCACAUACCUCCUCUUAACAAAGAGAAAUCAGAACAGAUUAUCAAACUGAUCCAGCAAAAUGAGGGCUUCAUCCUCACAGCCACCUUGAGGCAGGAUAGGAAGUCCAGGGGAACCCUCAUUGGUCUGGAAGGACCUGGUAUCUCUCAGCGACAGUUUGAGAUUAUUUCUAAUGGCCGAGACAAUACCCUGGAACUUUCCUACUGGGUAGAUGGCUUCCGGAAGGUGUAUCCUUUGGAAGAUGUGGACCUAGCUGAUUCCCACUGGAAGAAUAUCACAGUGCAAGUAACAGGAGAAAACUACAGUCUCUAUGUUGGCUGUGACCUCAUUGACAGCCUAAACCUGGAAGAUCCUUUCUAUGAACACCUAAAAGCAGAGAACAAUAGAAUGUAUGUGGUAAAAGGAUCCAUCAGAGAGAACCACUUCCGGGGUCUCCUACAAAAUAUUCACCUGGUUGCUGGAACUUCAAUAGAGGAUGUUUUAUACAACAAAGGAUGCCGAAAGGGCCAGUCAGCUGAAGUGAAUACCAUCAAUGAGAAUACAGAGAUCCUUCAUCUUAACCCUUCCAUCAUGACAGAAUAUGUUGGUGAAAAGACAGAAAAGAAGGCAGAGUUCUGCGAUCGCUCUUGCGAGGAGCUUGGAUCUAUGUUUACUGAACUCACUGGACUGCGUAUUGUUGUCAACGGCUUAACAGAAAAUCUACAAAAAGUGUCUAAGGAGAAUGAAAUCAUGUGGGAAUUACUUGGCCCCAACAAAACACUCAGGAACCAGUCAGCUUGCUGGCAAGAUGGGCGUGAAUUUGCAAAUAAUGCGCAGUGGGUUGUGGACAGCUGUACGAAGUGUAACUGCCAGGACUCUAAGACAAUAUGUCAUAAAAUCACAUGCCCAGCAGUGCACUGUGUCAGCCCAUUAUUUAUCGAUGGCGAGUGUUGUCCUGUCUGCUCUUACCCUGAUGACAGUGAAGAGGGCUGGUCUCCAUGGUCUGAAUGGACAGAAUGCUCUGUCACAUGUGGUUCUGGAACCCAGCAGCGAGGAAGGUCAUGUGAUGUCACCAGCAACACUUGCCGAGGCCCAUCCAUUCAAACCAGAAUCUGUUCCCUUGGCAAAUGUGACAAUCGCAUACUUCAGGAUGGUGGCUGGAGCCAUUGGUCGCCUUGGUCUUCCUGUUCUGUGAGCUGUGGAAUAGGCAAUAUAACUCGCAUACGACUCUGCAACUCCCCGAUCCCACAGAUGGGUGGGAAAAACUGUAAAGGCAGUGGCCGGGAAACUAAAGAAUGUGAAGCAGCCCCAUGUCCAAUCAAUGGUCGAUGGGGCCCCUGGUCUCCAUGGUCUGCUUGCACAGUUACCUGUGGAGGAGGGAUUCGAGAAAGGUCUCGUCUCUGCAACAGUCCACCACCUCAGUAUGGUGGAAAGGCAUGUGUGGGAGAUGUCAUGCGGUAUGAUAUGUGCAACAAACAGGAUUGCCCAGUAGAUGGAUGUUUGUCAAAUCCUUGCUUUCCCGGAGCAGAAUGCAACAGUUAUCCUGAUGGUUCUUGGUCCUGUGGCCCGUGUCCUGCUGGUUACCUUGGAAAUGGAUCAUUCUGUGAGGACCUGGAUGAGUGUGUGGUAGUGCCAGACAUUUGCUUUAAAUUAAACCAGAAUCACCGUUGUGUAAACACAAAUCCAGGAUUCCAUUGCUUGCCGUGCCCUCCACGCUACAAAGGAACUCAGCCGUAUGGGGUGGGCCUUGAGGCUGCCAAGAAAGAAAAGCAAGUAUGUGAACCUGCAAACCCUUGCAAAGACAAGACACACAACUGCCACAGAUCUGCAGAGUGCAUCUACCUGGGUCAUUUCAGUAAUCCCAUGUACAAAUGUGAAUGUCUGACAGGCUAUGCUGGUGAUGGAUUCAUCUGUGGUGAAGAUUCUGACCUUGAUGGAUGGCCCAAUAAUAACCUGGUCUGUGCUGCCAAUGGUACUUAUCACUGCAUAAAGGAUAACUGUCCUCUUCUGCCAAAUUCUGGACAAGAAGACUUUGAUAAGGAUGGCAAAGGCGAUGCCUGUGAUGAGGAUGAUGACAACGAUGGUGUAGAGGAUGAUAAAGACAAUUGUCCUCUUCUUUUCAAUCCCCGUCAAUUUGAUUACGACAAGGAUGAAGUUGGUGACCGCUGCGAUAACUGUCCUUAUGUGCAUAAUCCUGCUCAGAUUGACACCGAUAAUAAUGGAGAGGGAGAUGCAUGUGCAGUGGACAUUGACGGAGAUGAUGUUUUCAAUGAACGAGAUAAUUGCCCAUAUGUCUACAACACAGACCAGACAGAUACGGAUAGGGAUGGAGUUGGCGAUCAAUGUGAUAACUGUCCACUGGUGCACAAUCCUGAUCAGACUGAUAUAGAUAAUGACUUGGUUGGCGACCAGUGUGACAACAAUGAGGACAUAGAUGAAGAUGGUCACCAGAACAACAAAGAUAACUGUCCUUACAUUUCCAACGCCAAUCAGGCUGAUCAUGACAAGGAUGGUAAAGGGGAUGCAUGUGAUUCUGAUGAUGAUAAUGAUGGGGUCCCAGAUGACCGAGACAACUGCCGCCUGACGUUCAAUCCUGACCAGAAGGAUUCAAAUGGUGAUGGCAGAGGUGAUAUCUGCAAAGAUGAUUUUGACAAUGACAGAGUCCCUGACAUUCAUGAUGUGUGUCCUGAAAAUGAUGCCAUUAGUGAGACUGAUUUCAGAAAGUUCCAAAUGGUGCCCCUGGAUCCUAAAGGAACGGCUCAGAUUGAUCCAAAUUGGGUUAUUCGUCACCAGGGCAAAGAACUCGUACAGACUGCUAACUCAGAUCCUGGCAUAGCUGUAGGUUAUGACGAGUUCAGUUCUGUUGACUUCAGUGGUACAUUCUACGUUAACACAGAUCGGGAUGAUGAUUAUGCUGGGUUUGUCUUUGGCUAUCAGUCCAGCAGUCGUUUCUAUGUCCUGAUGUGGAAACAAGUUACUCAGACCUAUUGGGAGGACAAACCCACCAGAGCUUAUGGUUAUUCAGGAGUAUCACUUAAAGUAGUAAACUCUACAACUGGCACUGGAGAACAUCUGAGAAAUGCCCUUUGGCAUACUGGAAACACUCCUGGACAGGUGCGUACCCUGUGGCAUGACCCUAAAAAUAUUGGCUGGAAAGAUUAUACUGCCUACAGGUGGCAUUUGAUCCACAGGCCUAAAACGGGAUUAAUAAAGGUGAUAGUAUAUGAAGGAAAGCAGAUCAUGGCAGAUUCUGGACCAAUCUAUGACACGACCUAUGCUGGUGGGCGGUUAGGUCUUUUUGUCUUUUCACAAGAAAUGGUUUAUUUCUCUGACCUCAAGUAUGAAUGUAGAGAUGUCUGAGCUAAGGCUGUUGUGUAACCAGCAAAGUACUGUAGAUGCUGUUCAACCUAGACACCUCUGUACAUCCUGGUACUUCAACCCCCU
This is a messenger RNA of Euleptes europaea (tarantolino), 3625 nucleotides long. RefSeq names its product thrombospondin 2 (gene THBS2). The transcript is spliced from 21 exons. Gene Ontology annotation, cellular component: extracellular region. The record is from RefSeq and is a predicted model, not a curated record. Bases 5 to 3541 code for a protein of 1178 amino acids. Gene Ontology annotation, biological process: negative regulation of angiogenesis; cell adhesion. Lineage: Eukaryota; Metazoa; Chordata; Lepidosauria; Squamata; Sphaerodactylidae. Gene Ontology annotation, molecular function: protein binding; calcium ion binding.